Messenger RNA from Bubalus bubalis (water buffalo), 591 nucleotides. RefSeq names its product 60S ribosomal protein L11. Gene Ontology annotation, cellular component: cytosolic large ribosomal subunit; ribosome. Gene Ontology annotation, molecular function: structural constituent of ribosome; RNA binding. The coding region runs from base 18 to 554 and encodes 178 amino acids. NCBI's taxonomy places the organism in Eukaryota, Metazoa, Chordata, Mammalia, Artiodactyla, Bovidae. The record is from RefSeq and is a predicted model, not a curated record. Gene Ontology annotation, biological process: translation. The transcript has a single exon.
UCUUCCUGUUUCCCGUCAUGGCGCAGGACCAAGGUGAGAAGGAGAACCCCAUGCGGGAACUUCGCAUCCGCAAGCUCUGCCUCAACAUCUGCGUUGGGGAGAGCGGAGACAGGCUGACCCGGGCAGCCAAGGUGCUGGAGCAGCUCACGGGCCAGACCCCAGUGUUCUCCAAAGCUAGAUACACUGUCAGAUCCUUCGGCAUCAGGAGAAAUGAAAAGAUUGCCGUCCACUGCACCGUCCGUGGGGCCAAGGCAGAAGAAAUCCUGGAGAAAGGUCUAAAGGUGCGAGAGUAUGAGUUAAGAAAAAAUAACUUCUCAGAUACUGGAAACUUUGGCUUUGGGAUCCAAGAACACAUUGACCUGGGGAUCAAGUAUGACCCGAGCAUCGGUAUCUACGGCCUGGACUUCUACGUGGUGCUGGGUAGGCCAGGUUUCAGCAUCGCAGACAAGAAGUGCAGGACAGGCUGCAUUGGGGCCAAACACAGAAUCAGCAAAGAGGAGGCCAUGCGCUGGUUCCAGCAGAAGUAUGAUGGGAUCAUCCUUCCUGGCAAAUAAAUUCCCGUUUCUAUCCAAAAGGCCAAUAAAACAUUUU